This is a messenger RNA of Rangifer tarandus platyrhynchus (Svalbard reindeer), 309 nucleotides long. NCBI's taxonomy places the organism in Eukaryota, Metazoa, Chordata, Mammalia, Artiodactyla, Cervidae. The record is from the annotation of a GenBank genome assembly.
AUGGCGGACGACGUGGACCAGCAACAAACGACCAACACUGUGGAAGAGCCCCUGGAUCUCAUCCGGCUCAGCCUGGACGAGCGCAUCUACGUGAAGAUGAGAAAUGACAGAGAGCUUCGAGGCAGGUUACAUGCUUAUGAUCAGCAUUUAAAUAUGAUAUUGGGAGAUGUGGAAGAAACUGUGACAACUAUAGAAAUUGAUGAAGAAACAUAUGAAGAGAUAUAUAAAUCAACAAAACGGAACAUUCCGAUGCUCUUUGUACGGGGAGAUGACGUUGUGCUCGUUGCCCCACCGCUGAGAGUUGGCUGA